GGGAGGCUGGAUGUGAUUCGCUGUAUUUAUCAGCUUGCUCUCUCCCACAAUUCAACAGGCACCAGAAGGAGAGAAGAAGAGGGCGACAGAAAGUAUUUAAAUAAAUAGAUUGUUGUUGAAGUACUACAAUACAACAUAAAUAGCCAAAGCUAAAACGGGGAACCGUUGCAACACACUUUUGUUUUAUUUUUAUAGCUAGCUGGAUACAGUUGCUUCCACGAAAUGUGUUUGACUGGCUAAACUAAGUAGCUAGCUCAGCUCGGUUCCGGCCUAAAAUAGCUCACGUUAGCUCCAUUUUCAGAUUUCGGAGAAAAAAAAACUAUUCAAGUGUACAUUACCACGUAUGCAGAUGUUCAUCUAACGAAAGCAAGGGAAUGCUGAUGGAACGUUAGUCCAACUGAGUCACCAAUUCUAGUCAUGCAAUGGGGAUGAGCGCUCUGCAGUGUGUAUGACCAGCUGUCUCCAGCCUGAUGGGAGGACUCUGUGGAUAGCAGCACCGUCUUCAGGACUCCAGGAGGAGAGUAGCCGCCCCUGCCAAGGAGGGCCGUUCAGAAUGAAGAAAAUCAGCCUUAACACCAUCCGCAAGUCCCUCAACAUCAAGGUCAAGGAGGAAGGAGGGGGGGACUUUGUCAUGCUCCAGCAGCCCUCGCUAGCGGCCGACUUCUCCAAGGAGGAAUCGCUCUUCGGGGGCUGCUACACUAAAGAUCUUGCGGGCUGCAACCUGGGAAUUGGUGAUGUGGGAGAGGAGAAGGCGGGACACAACAAGGGCCGGUCUAAGAGCGAGAGCCUGAUGGGUUCGCUGAAGAGGAGGCUGUCGGUCAAGCAGAAGACCAAGGUCAAAGGUGGCUCAUUAGCCAUGGGGUCGGCUGACGAUGAUGACACCUUCUCCUCCUCCUCGGUCCCAAUCAGCUUCAACGAGGUCAAGGCCCAGCGUCCGUUACGAUCAGCGUCGCUCCGUAGCCACCAUUACAGCCCGUCUCCCUGGCCCCUGCGGCCUGUCGUUUCAGAUGAGGCCUGCAUCAAAAUGGAGGUGAAGGUUAAAGCCGUGGUCCAUUCCCCCAGCCCAGACCUGAAUGGCGUGAGGAAGGAGUUCCGCCACCAUGACUUUCAGAUGGAGAACAUCUUCCAGGAGCCGCAGAACGGAGACCUGAACAGUGACAAACACGUGCCUGUAGUCCUGGGCCUCACGCCGCAGGACUACAUUCAGUACACCAUGCCUUUAGAGGAGGGGAUGUACCCAGAGGGGUCCCACUCUGUCCCCCACUCCUUCUGCCUGGGCAGGUCCUCGCCCAUGGAGGUGGUGACGGAGGCGGACAGUAGCUCCCUCCACGCUGACCACCAGAGUCAGGAGGACCAGGAUCUGGUGAGUCUGAACCGGAACCUUCCAGCGGACCUCUUCGUGGAAUCACAGUCGGUGAACGGCCUCUUCAUCGGCUCUAACGGUGUGAUGCUCCAUAGCUGCAGGGACAGGGUCAACGCUCAACAACACCCCGCUCCUCCCCAGCGCUCCCCUCUCCUGCCCGCGUUACCCAGCAACAUCAUCUCCAGGACUUACUCCAGGUUCGGCGGGGCAGAUGGCCACGUGGUGGCCCGGUUGAGGCAACACCUGAACUUUGACCUCGACUCUGCUCCAGGGGUGAGUCGGCUGUAUGACUCAGUCCGGAGCAGUGGACCAAUGGUAGUAACCAGCCUGACUGAGGAGCUGAAGAAGCUAGCCAGGCAGGGUUGGUACUGGGGACCUAUCACACGCUGGGAGGCUGAGGAGAAGCUGGUCAACCUGCCUGACGGCUCGUUUCUGGUCAGGGACAGCUCGGACGACCGGUACCUCCUCAGCCUUAGUUUCCGCUCCCAGACCAAGACCCUCCACACCCGAAUCGAACACUCCAACGGACGCUUCAGCUUCUAUGAGCAGCCUGAUGUGGAGGGACACACGUCCAUGGUGGACCUGAUAGAAUUCUCCGUCAAAGACUCUGAGAACGGAGCCUUCUGUUAUUCUAGAUCUCGCUUACCAGGGUCCGCCACCUACCCCGUCAGGCUGACCAAUCCCGUGUCUCGGUUUAUGCACGUGCGCUCUCUGCAGUACCUGUGUCGGUUUGUGAUUAGACAGUAUACCAGGAUUGACCUAAUUCAGAACCUGCCUUUGCCCAACAAGAUGAAAGACUACCUGCAGGAGAAGCACUACUGACUCGGUUGACACAGACGUGAGAUGGGACAGACAACGUUAGCAACUUGCACUUUUGGGUUCAGUUUAAGAGAUUCAACAAAGGUUUACAGACAUCUGUAGUUUGGAUACGAUCGAUUGGGUUCCAUUGGCUCUUUGUUUGUGUCCAGGGAUGUCCGAAAUUGAACCCUAUUAUGUAUGUUGUGCACUACUUUUGCCCGGAGCACUAGCUUAAAGUAGUGCACUACAUAGGGUGUCAUUUCAGAUUGCCCUUUGGUUAUUUUUGUUAGUGUCCAGUCCUCCGUUUCUCAGUUAAAGGAUUGUCGCCAAGCCUCCAGAGAGACUUAUCAUAGCAUCUCUGUUUUCCCAGUUAUGGUUAAGUCAUUGUGGCCACGCCUCCAGAGUGACAUAUCAUAGAAUCUGUCAGGAAGUGUGCAGCGUGACUAAGUUACAGCUAACAACAUUUAUCAGAUAAAGGGUUAAGUCAUUGUGGCCACGCCUCCAGAGUGACAUAUCAUAGAAUCUGUCAGGAAGUGUGCAGCGUGACUAAGUUACAGCUAACAACAUUUAUCAGCAGUGAGAUCGAAAGAUCAAUAUUUCUCUCCCCAGUUGCUGUAGUAAACUGUAAACGCUAGAAUGGCAAGCUCAGCCUUCUGAAUAACGUCAAUGUGUUUUUGCCUUCUGACUGAAAUGUACAGAUUUAAAAUAUACAUUUCAUUUAAUUCACGGCAGCCUUUUAAGAUGUCAAACCCAAGCCAGCUUUUAAUGAAACCAUAAUGAAAUGCAUAUCCAGUCAGAUAUUUUUUACAUUUAUUCUUCAUUUGGCUAUUUAUUUUUGAAACAUCUCCCAACAACUCUAAACACAGUGGGGCAUAUCUUUUGACAAACAAUUAUUAUAUAUAUUUUUUUUGGAUUAAACAAUUUUAUCCUCUUAAUUUCUGAGUUCUUAAAACAGGGUUAAUUCAACCUUAUUUGUCAUCCAUCAAGUUGGUUAAUGACAACUGCUAAUAAGAAGUGUAAGCUGUAUGUGGGUGCAUGUAGACAUCUUUCUCUCUCCCACUAUAAUGGUACUAUUAGGAAAGAUACAGGCUAGUUUCUAUGUCGUCAUGCACUUCAACUUGAUACGCAUGCGUCAAUAUCAUCGCUUUUUAAAGGAAAAUAUCAGUAAGUAAUUAACUUGAAGAUAAACCUUUAUUAACUGCUCCUUGUAUUAGGAGUGUCAGAAAAAGCUGCCCUAUGCUUAGCUCUGUGUGCAUGAAGGGUGUUUGAAUGGUCAGACGCUGUAGAGACCUGGGCCAACUCGGUACACAGGACGGGAGUAUCGACUGUAAAAAGGGGAAGUCUCAUUUUCAUUUCUAGACUAACAUUUAUCACUAAACACAUUUUAAGGAAACCUUGUGAAAGGGAAUCUCAAAAAUGGGGCUGCUUAGGUCGAGGCAUUUGCGGGGGGGGGGGGGGGGUCAGAAUAGAUGAUUGGAUCCCCUUCCUCAUAUUUGGGAGGUCGCAAGGAGAGUGGGAGGGGAGAUGUACAUGACAGAAUUCCCUCCCAGUGCAGUAAUGUCCUGCUCCAUGGAGAAUGAGAUUGAGGCUUUUGUGGGAAGUUUGCCCAAUGACUUGCAUGAGUGAUGUCACGCUGUCAUACUCUCGACUUCAUGGGCAGUUUUCCAGUUUGACAUUUUAAAAUGGAUCCACUGUCAUGCUUACUGUCAAUGUUAACCUACAUAUUCACAGUCUGGCUGGGCUGUUUUGUAUCAGAACAAAAGGGACAGAAGAAUACACUGUAUGCUAUGCAAGUGCUUUCUAAACAGAUACUUUGACAAGGAAUCAUAGGUUUACAUAUGUUAAAAGGAUCUCCGACAACUUUGGUAGGUAGAUAUGUAUAGUCUAGGCCUAGGUAGUAACUAUCUGUUGGUGUCUACGGUGGUUACCAUGACACCCGGAUAGCAGAGGGUAGAUGAGAGCAGACGCUGGUAGAUAUGUAUACUCUAGGCCUAGAUAGUAAAUAUCUGUUGGUAUCUAAGGUGGUUACCAUGACACCCGGAUAGCAGAGGGUAGAUGAGAGCAGACGCUGGUAGAUAUGUAUACUCUAGGCCUAGGUAGUAAAUAUCUGUUGGUAUCUAAGGUGGUUACCAUGACACCCGGAUAGCAGAGGGUAGAUAAGAGCAGACGUUGUCGGCAUGUUUCAAAAGUGUUGCAUAAAGAUUUGUUGGCAUUUUUAUUGUUUUGAAAUGUAUAGGAAUGAAGGAUGUAGGGAAUGAUGUCAGUCUGGUGUAGAAGGAUUGUUCUGCUCCGUUAUGUCACCAUCACCAGCUGGGUGUUCUGUGUGCAAGGACUUUCGAAUAUUCGUUUUAUUUCCUGUGACUUGUGACAUUAAACUCUGUCAUUUUGUAGACUAGAAGGGUGUUUGUUACCUGCAGGUUACACCAGGGACAUGGCUGUCUGUGAGAGGUUAUACCAAGGGAAUGGCUAUGUGUGAGAGAGGUUAUACCAAGGGAAUGGCUGUGUGAGAGAGGUUAUACCAAGGGAAUGGCUGUGUGUGAGAGAGGUUAUACCAAGGGAAUGGCUGUGUGAGAGAGGUUAUACCAAGGGAAUGGCUGUGUGUGAGAGAGGUUAUACCAAGGGAAUGGCUGUGUGUGAGAGAGGUUAUACCAAGGGAAUGGCUGUGUGUGAGAGAGGUUAUACCAAGGGAAUGGCUGUGUGUGAGAGAGGUUAUACCAAGGGAAUGGCUAUGUGUGAGAGAGGUUAUACCAAGGGAAUGGCUAUGUGUGAGAGAGGUUAUACCAAGGGAAUGGCUGUGUGAGAGAGGUUAUACCAAGGGAAUGGCUGUGUGAGAGAGGUUAUACCAAGGGAAUGGCUAUGUGUGAGAGAGGUUAUACCAAGGGAAUGGCUGUGUGAGAGAGGUUAUACCAAGGGAAUGGCUGUGUGUGAGCGGUUAUACCAAGGGAAUGGCUGUGUGUGAGCGGUUAUACCAAGGGAAUGGCUAUGUGAGAGGUUAUACCAAGGGAAUGGCUAUGUGAGAGGUUAUACCAAGGGAAUGGCUGUGUGUGAGAGGUUAUACCAAGGGAAUGGCUGUGUGUGAGAGGUUAUACCAAGGGAAUGGCUGUGUGUGAGCGGUUAUACCAAGGGAAUGGCUGUGUGAGAGAGGUUAUACCAAGGGAAUGGCUGUGUGAGAGAGGUUAUACCAAGGGAAUGGCUGUGUGUGAGCGAGGUUAUACCAAGGGAAUGGCUGUGUGUGAGAGAGAUUAUACCAAGGGAAUGGCUGUGUGAGAGAGGUUAUACCAAGGGAAUGGCUGUAUGCAUGUUUUAGCAAGGUAAACUCUACUUGCUUGAAGAUGAAGCCACGUUUUUGGGCACGGUUCCUCACCGGUGAAUUUCCAUUGUUUCCCCUUACUAAUAUUGUCCCUGGAAUGACGGCAUUAAAACAAGUCACAACACACAGUCCAACGUAUGAUUUCUCCUGAGCACACACAGGUGGGGUACCUGUUAAUGAAAUGAACUGAAUUUUGUUAUUAUGUCUAUGGGAUACAAAGGGUAAGACAGCAGUUUCAUCACUAAGACUGUUGCUAGGUUAUCAAGGAACAACGAUGACUAGAAUGUGGGACAUUGAAUUGAAGAAAACAAAUGUGAAAUGAAAAUGUUUAAUUGUUUGACGAAUGUAUGCUUAGUUGUAUUUUUUAAAACAUUUUAUUCAGGGUCCGGACAAAGUGCUUGAGGUGCUUAAAGUAAUUGAAUUUGGCACUCUGAAAUUCAAGUACUGGAAUACCUUGAAAAUCAGACAAUUUCUCCAGUUGGUACAUGAAGUAUUUGAUCAAAUAUGUUUAAGAAAAAUAUGUAUUUUUAAAUGUAUUGGUCUUGCAUAUUAAUUACCAGGCAGAGUACAGUGUUAUUUCCUCACGUUUGGCGCUCUAGUUGCCAGGUGACCACACCAGCCACUCAGCCAGGCUGGUGCAGAACUGACUGAUUUAUGUCUCACUAAACGUCACAUCGAUAGCUAAAACGCUGGGCAAAUGUAGAUUAGAUCCUGCCUUUUGUGCGUAUGGAACAUUUCUGUGUUCUUAUAUUUCAGCUCAUGAAAUAUAGGACCAACACGUCACAUGUCGGGUUUUAUAUUUUUGAGGUUUACCUACCUUAAAAGAAAUGUACCACUACAUCACUGGACCCAAUCAACCCAUACCGUGUAAGGUGCAAAACAAUGCGUCAGACUUUGACGUGGCGAGCAUGGCUGAAUCGGCCCUGAAGAGCCUCAUGAAGGGCGGAAGACAACGCUGCACCCUGCACCGGCGCCAGUUCUACAUCGUGACCUUUUUUCUCUGUAACAACUUCCAGAGCUUUUUGUUUUUACCAACCGCCUCGUUCGCGCAUCGCCAGCGAAAUUCAUCUUUAUUAAGCAGCCGCCGUGCUCCUGCCGUUCUGGUGGCCAUUCAGGUGCCGUUUCCCCUCACACAGCCCACCCAACCUUCUCCCGACCCGCGACUCUAGAGCUGCCAUUCAGGUGCCGUUUCCCCUCACACAGCCCACCCAACCUUCUCCCGACCCGCGACUCUAGAGCUGCCAUUCAGUAAACAGGAUGCUUUGGCGUAGCUAUUAAGUCGUAGAUUCCCAAAUGCCCAAUUUAAAAACACAAUAGUCCUAAAGCUGGAAUUGUGUAGUAAUGUGAAAUGUGUUCACCAUUAGGCAUUGCCCAAAACUCUGCUCAUCACUACUCAAAUUACAACAGUACUAACUUACUGUUCAUGUAUGUAAUACAUAAGUAGAGAAAUAAUGUAUUAUUGAGUAGAAUUUGUAAGGUAGUGAUGAAAUAGUAAGUUGUUUUUUUCCAUCAGGUUGUGGUGUUAUACUGCCAUCAGGUGGUGACUAGAAGCAAUUGCAUAAAAGGAACUAUUACAGAUUGAUGACCCUUGAAAAUAACUAUUAGUGCUUGAAAAAGUACUUAAAGGUCCUUGAUUUUGACUUACCACUGUCUGUACGAACCUUGAUUUAUUGUGUGGCAGAGCCAGGCAAACAGGUCCCCAAUUGGCUAAACUCUCACUGAGACUUUAUUAUGGGUGUUUCUUUGCUAUGAUACUUCAGUAGCCCCGUGACUUGUGUUGUUCAUUAUCACUGAGUCAUUGCCUUCUUAUGUGUGACUUUUAGAGGUUGAUGCUUAUUCAAACUGCUGAAGCAUUUUUUUAAAUUCAUAAGUUGUUUAGCAGUUGGCGAACAAGCUUCACCCAUUUUAUAUUGUUUGUUUGUUGCGCAUCUCUGCAAAUGAAGGUGAUUGUUUACAAUGAUUUGGUAAAUACCAGUUUUUAUCCCCAUCUUGUUUAUUCUCGCUUCUAUCAUGGACAUCUUUGGUACAAUUGAAAAAAAAAAUGUUUUUUUUGUUUUUGUGUGUUCUACACAUUUGUGUUACUUCAUGAAUAUGAUAUUGCCUUUCUUGUAUUAAACUAUGGGGAAAGAGAACGUCGCCAUUUUGAAGUAUGUACACACAAUGACUUUUAUCACCUUGGGAGAACAAAGUAGAUUUUUGCAAUUUGUAAACUGUUUUAGUCAGUUAAAAUCAUUAGCUAUUAGUAAGUCCUUUUUUUUAGAAGAGAACCAACGUCAGUUUACAUUGUCUUUUUCUUUUGAAAAAUAAACGAUUGUGAUUUAUUGCACAUUUUGGAUACAGUUGAAGUUUUUGUAUAAAUUAUAAAUAAAAACUAUAUUCAGA
This is a messenger RNA of Oncorhynchus nerka (sockeye salmon), 7853 nucleotides long. RefSeq names its product suppressor of cytokine signaling 6-like. The transcript is spliced from 3 exons. The coding region runs from base 449 to 2185 and encodes 578 amino acids. Gene Ontology annotation, molecular function: 1-phosphatidylinositol-3-kinase regulator activity. The record is from RefSeq and is a predicted model, not a curated record. Gene Ontology annotation, cellular component: phosphatidylinositol 3-kinase complex. NCBI's taxonomy places the organism in Eukaryota, Metazoa, Chordata, Actinopteri, Salmoniformes, Salmonidae. Gene Ontology annotation, biological process: protein ubiquitination; intracellular signal transduction; phosphatidylinositol phosphate biosynthetic process.